UACAACCAGACGCGUUCAUACGAGCUUUACAGUUCUUCUCGUAUUCUUCUCAUAUAUUCUCCAGCAGCGAGCACGUUCUUCAUCACGUUAUUGCCGCGUGUGUUGUUGUCGUCCUCGUACAACAUUGUAACAUUCGGACCACGGGAACGGAGUUGCACGAUAAUUUAACAUUGCAAUAAAAAACAGGUGUUGAGAACCUCAAGAACCUCAUUGCCGUCCAUGGACCACCUGUAAUUCCAGGUCGGUAUUCCCAGGGAUUGACCUUGGACCACAGCCAUGCCUUUGAACUGAAACAUGAAUUCAGUGUGUUCUCCCAAAGGUAUUCAUCUUAAUUUCAGGAUACACUAAUUUUCUCCAUAAUCUAGUUCCUUGACCUCAGAUUAUUGGUCAUCAUUGGACACUUACUCUUUGUGUCCUUCACUGUUGGACAUUAACAAACAGAUUAGAAUGGCAAAGUGGUUAAAGGACUAUUUAAGUUUUGGGAGCAAACGUGUUCCCCCGCAACCGCCGAAACCGGACUACACGGAGAGUGAGAUAUUGAAGGCGUAUCGUGCACAGAAGAACCUAGACUUUGAAGACCCUUAUGAAGACUUUGAGAACAGGGCUAGAAAUGACAAUGGGUCAACUGAAGUUCCCCACAUGGGCUUCGGAUCUCCUUUGAAAUCCUCAAGUCUGGAUAUCAAGGCCGUUUCGCCGAAACAUCGCCUCAUAAAGGUGGACUCGCAAGACCUGGGACGGAGCAAGAUUCUCCUGAGCUCUGUGUCUUUAGAGGAAGCAACAGAUCCGGUGGUUCCAUCAGCUCCAGUUAUGGGCGAUACCGACUACUCCGACCCAUUCGAUGUUCGCUUGGACCCGCGUCCCGAAACCGCCCAGGGCCCAAUCACUCCUGAGAACAACGGCUACAUGGAGCCCUACGAGGCUCAGAAAGUGAUAACCGAGCUGCAGAGGAGAGCCGGUGGUGGAGCAGGAGUUUGGGGGAGAGGGGAGGUCCAACUCUACGACACCCCGUACGAGGAGCGCGUCCCAGGGCAGCCGGAUCUGCCCGAGGAGGGCAGGGAGAGCAGGCUGCCGCAGGACGACGACAGGCCCGCCGAUGAAUACGACCAACCGUGGGAGUGGAAGAAGGAACAUAUCUCUAAAGCUUUUGCAGUGCAGUUUGAGGGUGCAGAAUGGGACCGUUCCUGUUCUCCUACAGAGCGCCUGAGGUGUUCCAGACCUCUGCAGACCACAGGUAGCAUGAAGCUACGCAAGCCCAGCGAUCCUCAUUCCACGAUCGGGGAGAGAGUGGAUCCCAACCUCCCCCUGGAGAAACAAGUAUGGUAUCACGGCUCUCUGUCGCGCUCCGAGGCCGAGUCUCUGCUGACCCUCUGUAAGGAGUGCAGUUAUUUGGUGCGAAACAGCGAGACCAGUCGCUUGGACUACUCCCUUUCUCUGAGGAGCUGCCAAGGUUUCAUGCACAUGAAGUUCAGCCAGUGCAAAGAUGGCCGCUAUAUCCUGGGCCAGAACAGCCCUCCGUUUGACACCAUCCCUGAAGUGAUCCACUAUUACACCACACAUAAACUCCCCAUCAAAGGAGCUGAACACUUGUCCCUGCUCUUCCCCGUGCUGGUUCAGACUCUCUGAUUGGUCAGAGCCCUGCAGCGCUAGGGGUGAAAACAGGCGGCAGAGGUAUAUGACUUUGGUAAUGAACAUUCAACAUAUUCAGGCUCCCUCAUAUCUUUGAUUGUACAAAAGCAUCUGAUUGAGGACACAAACCUUUACAUUAGAUACUUCAGAUCCAUUUACAGUUCAGUCCAUUUCACAUACUUGUUAAUAAUUAUUUUCAAUCUCACCAAAUGAACCUUCUGUGAACCAUACCGGACUGCUGGCAGCGUGACCUUUUGCUCGUCUUCAGUCGUCUGCCUGUGUUAUUCUCCACUGGGAUGGUGAAUUUGCCACUGCUAAUGUUUAUUGAUCGAUUAGUUGCCUCUUAGGAUGAGCGGACAAGGCUCCGCUCUUUUAUAGCUGCUGUAAAAGACAUUUCCAUGGCCGUUUAUGACUGUCGUCUCUUUAAAAUUUGUAAAGCCUUUUGGUUCUAGGAAGACCCAUGAGACCACACACACAUGUUGUUUGGUUGUAGUCCUCGGAAAACUUUCGUUGUCUUUGUUUGACCUCAGCUUUGUCGUGUGGCUGGUCGUAGAUCAGUGAAUGUUGGGAAAUGUUUGUGUUGAGGACAGUAGCUGAAACCCACUGAUCAAUUGAUUGAUGUGAUGUUUGAAUCAUGAUCACUCACAGAGAUGUUCCUGUAAUUGGUAUAUUAGGUCACUGAUAUAGAGAAAUGCUGAAAAUGGGUUUCUUUAACUCUUGUUUGUAAACUUAUUUCCAUGUGUUAUAUAAUAAACUUUCUAAAGAGAAUGCUAGUAGUUAACUGAUGCUUCAAACUG
Messenger RNA from Pimephales promelas (fathead minnow), 2423 nucleotides. It is a transcript of the gene shdb, whose product is annotated as Src homology 2 domain containing transforming protein D, b. Gene Ontology annotation, molecular function: phosphotyrosine residue binding. The record is from RefSeq and is a predicted model, not a curated record. Lineage: Eukaryota; Metazoa; Chordata; Actinopteri; Cypriniformes; Leuciscidae.